AUGAAGGGUUUCAAGAAAGUGACCGACUAUUGUCGGCUUUUGGUGGCCUGCAAUCCAUCGAAAUGGGAGAUUGUAAUGAUUUUCGUGGGAUUCUUCAGUGCUAUUGCAUCUGGUGUCCCAUUCCCAAUUAUUGGUAUCGUUUUUGGUCAACUGCUCAACGACUUCAACUCCGCGACUUGCUCCUAUUCCGAUGGCACCGCAAACUCGUCCUCUGAAUCCUCCGACCAGAGUUCCAUCAAUGGUGAAAUUCUUCUCAUCCUGUACCUCGCCAUUGCGCAAUUCUUCACCAUCUAUAUUCAUCUGACAUGUUGGACCAUGACUGGCGCACGCUUGGCGCAACGACUCCGCGAAAACUACCUGAAGAAUUUGCUUCGUCAGGAGCCUUCAUUUUUCGAUAAUCUGCCUCCUGGAGAAGUCGCAUCGCGUCUCAACAGCGAUAUUCAAACCAUUCGAUCGGGUACCUCUGAGAAGGUUGGAAUUGUUUUGUCGGCCAUUUCGUUCUUUAUCACUGCCUAUAUUGUUGCCUUCAUCAAGGACUGGAAACUUGCAUGCAUGUUGCUGUCGCUUAUUCCAGCCUAUCUGUUGAUGUCAUUUGUUGGAAGUCACUAUAUCGAGAAGUACGCCAGCCGCAUGUCAGACCAUGCUGCUAGUGCUGCUUCUAUCGCUUCAGAGGCCCUGAACAACACAGUCGUCGUGCAGGCCUUUGGCGCCAACGCCCGUUUGGAGGAGAAGUUUUCCAAGGCGCUCAAGCUGUCAGAGACUGAAGGUCUCAAAAAGGCUCUUGCUGUCGGUAUCCAAUCUGGUGUGCUAUAUUUCAUUGCUUAUGGUGCGAACGGUCUGGCUUUCUGGCAAGGUGCCAAGGGAGUUGCAGAGAAUGUUGAGACAGGAUCAGGAGGUGUGACCGUCGGUGCAACCUUCACGGUCAUUUUUGUGUUGAUUGAAGCUACAUUGAUGUUCAGUCAGGUCUCGCCAUUUUUGCACUUGUUUGUCCAGGCCGUCGCUUCAUACUCUAAGCUGCGCGAUGAUAUUGAGCGUGUGCCUCAGAUUGAUGGUACUUCCGAAGCCGGCAUUCGUCUCACCCAGGCAGAAGGUGGCUUUGAGCUCAAGAACAUCUCCUUCACUUAUCCCUCUCGACCUGAAAUCACUGUUUUGGACAACAUCAGUAUGAGCAUCCCUGCCAACAAGCACACUGCUCUUGUUGGUCUGUCCGGAAGUGGAAAAUCGACCAUCGCAGGUCUUGUCACCCGACUGUACGACCCCAAUGAUGGUCAGAUCACUUUCGAUGGCCAUGAUAUCCGUGAUGUGAACGUCAAAGACUUGAGAAGUUACCUCAGUCUUGUCCAACAGGAGCCUUCUUUGCUUGAUCGGUCUCUUUUGGAGAACAUUGCCCAUGGUCUUAUCAACUCGAGCAACCCAAGCCACGCCCAUCUGAAAGAAGUUUUUAUUCGUCCUGAUUUGGAAGAUCUUGCAGCAUCACUUAGAGAUGGUAAGGAUCUUGCGACAGAGGCUGAGAAGUAUGGAUCUGACAUGGUCGAGAUUGUGGAGCUGGUCAAGAAGGCCACAGUCCUGGCUGAUGCUGAUGGCUUCAUCUCACGUCUGCAAUAUGGUCUUGGUACAGUAGUUGGAUCCAGUGGACGUUUGAUCAGUGGUGGCCAGAAACAGCGUAUUUCCCUUGCUCGGGCUCUGAUCAGAGACCCUGCGGUUCUUAUUCUCGAUGAGGCGACUGCAUCACUGGAUUCUCGCAGUGAACAGCGCAUUCAAAAGGCGAUCAACAACAUUGCCACUGGUCGUACUGUGAUCACUAUUGCCCACAGAUUGUCAACAAUUACCGGAGCGGACAACAUCAUUGUUAUGCACAAGGGUGUCAUCGUGGAGCAGGGUAACCAUGCCGAAUUGAUGGCUAAGGAUGGAUCAUACGCCGAACUUGUCAAGUUACAAACCCUUAGCAGUACCCCUGACAAGAACGACACCACCGUCAGUGUUGACACCGUUAGCAAGUCCGAUCAAAGCUCUGUGACUGCCGGUGACGUUGAGAAGGCUGAAUCUUCAAACGCUUCAUUCGAAAACAUCAAGAAGGUUCCUUCUCCCGAAGAGACCCCAGUUGUCGACUCUGCUGAGGAAAAGGAGGGAGAGGAGGAAGGAGAGCUUGAGGCUCCCCGAAAAUCUCUCUGGGCUCUUAUCAAGGGUUAUGCCCCAACUACACGUCCUCAUUUGCUCGUCAUCGCUCUCGCCCUGAUCGGUUCCGUCAUCGUCGGAGGUGCCUUCUCCGGUGAAGCUGUUAUCUUUGGUAACACCGUUGGUGCUCUGGAGCCUUGCAAUACCCCAUCUUAUAUUCGCUCCAAGGGUUCCUUCUACGGUCUUAUGUUCUGUGUUCUUGCCAUCAUCGAGCUCUUCGCCAAUGUCGCCAGUUGGGCUGGAUUCGGUUAUGUCUCCGAGAAGAUUGUUUACACCGUGCGUGUUCUGUCCUUCCGCUCUCUAUUCGAGCAGGAUCUCCAGUGGCAUCAGUCUAAUGGUCGCUCCCCUCCUUUGCUUCUUGGAUACAUCACCCGAGAUGGUAACGCGCUGGCUGGUCUCAGUGGUUCUAUCAUCGGUACCCUGUUCUCCAUCACUGUCAACCUCUUUGCUGCGAUUAUCUUGACACACAUCAUCGCUUGGAAGGUCGCUCUGGUCUGUCUUGCAUUGGUGCCUCUCCUUCUUGGAGCUGGUUUCAUGGAACUUAUGGUUCUUGGUCGAUUCGAGGAGCGUCACGAAAACGCAUAUGCGCAGUCAGUUGACAUUGGUGUUGAAGCCAUUAGCAACAUCAAGACUAUUGCCGCUCUUUCUCUUGAAGAUGAAACUUUGAAGACAUACCGCAAAUCCCUACGAGGCCCUCGCAAGGAAACUUUGACAGUUACCCUGCAAGCAAGUGCCUGGCAGUCAACUACCUACUUCCUUGGUAACUGUGUCAACGCUCUGGCGUACUGGUGGGGUGGCAAGCAGAUUCUCAACGGUACCUACACUCAGACUCAAUUCCUGAUCGUCGUUUUCUCCCUACUCGUCAGUGCUCUUCUGUGGAGUCAGAUGUUCGCCCUUGCACCUGAGCUUUCCCAAGCCCGAGCUGCCAUGGCUAGAAUCCUGGAUCUGAUUGAGCAAGGCUCCGACAAGAUGCGUGGUCGCAUCCCUACUCAUGCACCAAACGUCAUCCAGGGAGAUCUUGAGUCCACUGAGGCCAAGGCUAUCCAGACUGAUAACAAGGCUUCCAGCGUUCAGCUUCGGGAUGUGCAUUUCGCGUACCCCGCUCGACCAGAUAUGAAGGUGUUGAACGGUCUCACUAUCGAUAUCAAGCCAGGUCAAUUUUGUGCCCUCGUCGGUCCCAGUGGAGCCGGUAAAUCAACAAUCAUCUCCCUUGCUGAACGUCUUUACGUUCCCGAAUCCGGGUCUAUUCUGAUUGAUGGACUGGACGUCACGAAGACACGCGAUCCCUCAUUCCGUAACAACAUCUCUCUUGUUCCUCAAGAGAGCGUCUUGUUUGAGGGUAGCAUUGAGUUCAACAUUGGUUUGGGUGCCAGACCCGACCGUGAUGUGACCCUGGAGGAGAUCAUGGACGCCUGCAAGCUUGCCAACAUCCACGAGACCAUUAUGGCGCUUCCAGAGGGAUACAAGACCAUGUGUGGACCAAACGGUAACCAGUUCUCUGGUGGUCAGAAGCAGAGAUUAUCAAUUGCCCGUGCGCUGGUUCGCAAGCCCAAGCUAUUGAUUCUGGAUGAAUCCACCAGUGCCCUGGACGCUGAGUCUGAGAAGCUUCUUCAAGAUGGACUCGAGAAGGCUGCGAAGGGCAUUACCGUGAUUGCGAUUGCCCAUCGUCUGCAUACCAUCCGCAAGGCAGAUGUCAUUUUCUUGAUUGAUGGUGGAAAGUGCACAGAUCGUGGAUCCCAUGAGGAGCUCAUCGAGAGAUCGGAGAGCUACCGGUCCAACGUCAUGCAUCAAACUGUGGCUACUUAA
This is a messenger RNA of Penicillium malachiteum, 3981 nucleotides long. RefSeq names its product ABC transporter ATP-binding protein. Lineage: Eukaryota; Fungi; Ascomycota; Eurotiomycetes; Eurotiales; Aspergillaceae. Gene Ontology annotation, molecular function: ABC-type transporter activity; ATP hydrolysis activity; ATP binding. Gene Ontology annotation, biological process: transmembrane transport. The transcript is spliced from 2 exons. The record is from RefSeq and is a predicted model, not a curated record. Gene Ontology annotation, cellular component: membrane. Bases 1 to 3981 code for a protein of 1326 amino acids.